Molecule: messenger RNA, 2903 nt
Organism: Notechis scutatus (mainland tiger snake)
Lineage: Eukaryota; Metazoa; Chordata; Lepidosauria; Squamata; Elapidae
Gene: PGAP1
Product: post-GPI attachment to proteins inositol deacylase 1
Biological process (GO): endoplasmic reticulum to Golgi vesicle-mediated transport; GPI anchor metabolic process
Cellular component (GO): endoplasmic reticulum
Molecular function (GO): phosphatidylinositol deacylase activity
Source: RefSeq, a predicted model, not a curated record
UGGCGGGUGUGGCCUGCCGGCGAGAGGGCAGAGGCGGCCCUGGCGGCGAGGAAAGCCGGGCGGUUGCCGAUGAAAACGACAUGUGGACUGCGGGAAAGGUGACCGAAAUUUUGUUUCACGGGGUCUUGGCGGCUCUAGUGCUGCUGGGAGCCCGGGACGUCUUCUUUCAGUAUGAAGAGAACCGGUGCAGCAUGACCUACAUGUUCGACUACCCGGAGUACCAGAGAAUAAAAUUACCUAAGAAAAUAUUCAGACGUUACCCAGCCUAUGAGCUAUAUCUUUACGGGGAAGGAAUUUCUGCAGAAGAAAACAGAAAUCUAAUCUUAACAGGGAUUCCUAUUCUUUUUCUUCCUGGCAAUGCUGGAAGUUUUAAGCAAGUACGUUCUCUUGGAUCAAUAGCACUGAGAAAGGCAGAAGAUAUGGAUUUCAAAUAUCAUUUUGAUGUCUUCAGUGUGAAUUUCAAUGAGGAGCUUGUUGCACUAUAUGGUGGAAGUCUACAAAAGCAGACAAGAUUUGUGCAUGAGUGUAUUAAAAUAAUUCUUAAAUUAUAUAAGGGUCAUGAAUUUGCUCCCCGCAGUGUUGCUGUAGUAGGUCAUUCCAUGGGUGGUCUUGUUGCAAGAGCACUAGUGAUUCUUAAACAUUUCAAACCCGAACUUAUCAAUAUUCUUAUUACUCAAGCGACACCUCAUGUUGCACCUGUGUUGCCUUUAGAUCAAUAUCUUGCUGAUUUUUACUCAACCGUGAACCAUAACUGGAUUCAGAAGGCUCAGGAAAUAAAGAAUCUAACAACCCUUUCGGUAGCAGGAGGAUUUCGAGAUUAUCAAGUUCGCUCUGGAUUGGCUUUUCUGCCCAGUUCAAGUAGUCAGAAUUGUGCUUUAUCUGUUGUGAGUUCAGCAGUUCCUCGAGUCUGGGCUUCCACAGAUCAUCUUUCCAUUGUUUGGUGUAAGGAAUUGAACUUGGCUACUGUCAGAGCAUUUUUUGACCUUAUUGAUGACAACACUAAACAGAUAACAGAAAAUCCCCAAAGAAAAAAUCUGGUCCUGAAUCACCACUUUUUAAGGUAUCCAGGAAAACUCUUUGAAGAAAGACUUGAAUCACUUACUGAGUUAACAGGAGCAUCAAUUUGGAUUAAUAUAAAAACUUCGAAAUGGUCCUACAAAGGAUACAAUGAAUCAGAUGGAAAAUAUUUUAGUUUUCCCCUCUCAAGCCAAAGAAAAUCAUUCACUCAUAUUUACUGCCAAAACAGUAUGUUGGAUACAAACAGCUGGAUAUUUGGUUGUGCAAACAGUACUUCAUCGAAGUGUCUGCAAGCAAUUGAUUUGUCUUGGAAUGCUGAGUUACUACCAACGGUUAAGAUUGUGACUUUGAAACUUCAAGAUUAUCUAUCUUUGACUCAUAUUGUGCUUCAUGUCCCAGUGGUUAAUAGUAUCAAGUUUACUUUGGACUGUGAGUUCUUUAAUGAAGUUUCAAGAACAGUGCAACUCCCUGUAACUCAUCUUUUUACUUUUGGAUUUUCUUCAAGCAAAAUCAUACUAAAUUCAACUGGCCUUAUUCACAUUGUUCAGCUCCAACAUUUUGGUCAGAUAUAUCAGGCUUUUAACAUCUUUAUAGAAAGUAAAUGCCAGAUUUUCAAAGAAAGAAAACCCAGUGUAUAUCAACUUCAUAUACCAUGGUCACAUGAAGAUUUCUUAACAUUGUCAGAGGAUCAUUUGACUGAGAUUUCUGCAAAAUUGCACAUUGCACAGCCUGAAAAUGAUUCUACAGUUCCUUUGUUGAAAAUGUAUUCAUCUUCAGAUUGUCAAUAUGAAGUAACUGUCAAGACCUCUUUUCUGCAGGUCCUUGGUCAGGUGAUAAGAUUCCAUGGUGGCACUCUUCCUAUGUACAUUAUUUCUAAUAUUCUUCUUGCCUACAGAAGACAGUUAAGGUCCCUAGUGUCAACAGGUCAAUGUUCAGACUUUGUUCCUGCACUUACUAAAGCAGCUAAACCUUAUAAAGUAGAACCCAUAGCAUAUAUGAUUAAGUUCUUGUUGGGACUUAACUGGUUCAAAACACUCAGGAGUUCAGAGUUCGAUCGUGUCACAGUCAACAACCAGGGCUUGUGUUUCCCUUUUGUAUCCCUGAUUCUCUUUAUGUUUGGGACUGGCAUAGCCUAUUGGGGUGGCGUACUUCUUGAUUCGUCUAUAAGGCUCUUAUCUUCAUUGCACUUAGUUUUGACAAGACCCUCUGGACUUCCAUCUCACAACAGUCUGGUUACCCGAUUAAGGUUUUGUGUUGCGGUUUCAAUGUUUUUUCUUAGCUGGACUACCUGUGGAGCGCUGGCAAUAAUGAUGACUUAUUUUCAUUAUAUAUUCAAGGUUGUUAAUUUCCAUUCAAGUUUAAGAUCUGAACUGAGUGUUUGUAAUCCGCCGAUGAAGAACCCAGAACCUAAAUCAGAUGAUUCAAAAAAUGAAGGGAUGAACAGCUGCAGAUCAGAGGAUUGCUCUUCAAAAGCAAGAAACUCAUCUAGUACCACCAUGGCCAAUGACAACAUUAUAGAUAGCUUUAAAAUGCAUGUCACAGUCAUCAACUUAAUCACAUGGAUUGUGCUUCUUAGUUGUCCAUCUUUAAUUUAUUGGCUAAAAAAUAUCAGAUAUCAUAUCAGACUUGAUCCUGAUCCAUGUAGAUUUGUUGCUGUUGUUCUGAUAGUCAUUUUGGGUAUACUCAUGAAUACAAGUACUACAAAACUUAAAUCAAGUAAAUUAUUGAAGAUUGCAGCAUAUUUUCCACUUCUUUUCGCUGUUGCUGCUGUAGUUUUUGCACCUGUUUAUUUAUAUCAAAUGCCAUACUUUGUAAUAAUUCCUCUUUUUUUACAUUCAUUAUGCAGCAUUGUAUAAAAAUCUUUAGCUGGUCAAAAUAGUAAUAAA